Messenger RNA from Aspergillus aculeatus ATCC 16872, 3387 nucleotides. Its product is annotated as ssDNA endodeoxyribonuclease RAD2. Gene Ontology annotation, biological process: nucleotide-excision repair. Bases 1 to 3387 code for a protein of 1128 amino acids. Gene Ontology annotation, cellular component: nucleus. NCBI's taxonomy places the organism in Eukaryota, Fungi, Ascomycota, Eurotiomycetes, Eurotiales, Aspergillaceae. The record is from RefSeq and is a predicted model, not a curated record. Gene Ontology annotation, molecular function: single-stranded DNA binding; DNA endonuclease activity. The transcript has 3 exons.
AUGGGUGUUCAUGGACUGUGGACAGUCGUGCAGCCUUGCGCAAGGCCCAUCAAGUUGGAAACGCUCAACAAGAAGCGUCUUGCAGUAGAUGCAUCUAUCUGGAUCUACCAGUUUUUGAAGGCCGUCCGCGACAAGGAGGGAAACGCUCUGCGCAACUCGCACAUCGUUGGCUUCUUCCGCCGGAUAUGCAAGUUGCUGUACUUCGGGAUCAAACCGGUGUUCGUCUUCGACGGCGGCGCUCCAAUCCUCAAGCGACAGACUAUCAAUAAUCGGAAGAAACGCCGGGAGGGCCGCCGCGAAGAUGCAGUCCGAACGGCAGGGAAACUGCUGGCAGUGCAGUUGCAGAGAUCGGCCGAAGAAGCGGCAGCAGCGAGCCGCCAGAAACGAGCCGCGGACCGGGAUGAGGCAGUGCCAGAUAACCCUGUGUAUGUUGACGAUGCCUUCAUGACAGAAAAGGAAAAGAACCAGACGCGCUCCUUCAGGAAGAAGGAUGCCUACCAUUUACCCGACUUGCAAGUCUCCCUCGCGGAGAUGGGAGCGCCCAACGAUCCCCGCAUCAUGUCCCGAGAAGAACUCGAGGAGUAUGCCCGGCAAUUCCACCAGGGCGAGGAUAUCAAUUUAUAUGAUUUCUCCAAGAUAGACUUCGAUAGUCCCUUCUUCGUCAGCCUCCCGGCUACGGAUCGGUACAAUAUCCUCAAUGCGGCCCGACUCAGAAGUCGCCUGCGUAUGGGUUACUCGAAGGAACAAUUGGACACCAUGUUUCCGGAUCGUAUGGCUUUUUCUAAGUUCCAGAUCGAACGUGUCAAGGAAAGAAACGAUCUUACGCAACGCUUAAUGAAUAUCAACGGCAUGAAUGGGGAGGAGGCUUUCUACAAAUCUGGGCAGAGAAUAGCUGGGGAGAGAGGGAAGGAGUAUGUCCUGGUCAAGGACAAUACCAUCGAGGGCGGCUGGGUCUUAGGUGUGGUGGGGAAUAAGGAAGGCCAGGAGGACAGGCCAAUCGAUGUUGACGAGUAUGGCCAGCAUCAGGUGGUAGCCCCGAAGGAAGAGUUUUCAGAUGAUAGCGAUGGCGGUUUUGAAGAUGUCCCAAUCGAAGGCCUCAACCGACUCCCUAAACUUCCUUUCCUGCGAGACGGCGCUUUCGACGAAUCGAUCAUGAACCAGAUGCGUGGUGAUGUGGAGGGCAGAAGGCCCUCGGAUAUCGUGGACGAUGACUCUUUAUUCGUUCGCAACGACCCACGUACGAGCUUCCCAAGUAAUGAUUUCACUAACGGCGACGAUAUGUUUGAUGAUCUUGAAGAUAAUGACGAGGAGCUCCAGCGCGCUAUACAAAUGUCUCUGGAAUCCCCGGCCCACGGUCAAGACGACAAAGACAUGCCAGAAAUCCAAUUGAAUCGGAGCGAAGUUUCCUUACCCCAGCCAAGGGAUGAGCCCGCGGAUCUCAUGGAUGAAAGUGAAGAUGACUUUGACUUUGCGGCUGCUCUAGCUCAGUCUAAGAGGACACAAAAGACCGCCCCUACUACUCGUGUGGACAACCCAUUCGACGGUCCUUUGCCUUUUGAGUCAAUGCAGCUCAUGAAGCCGAGCAAGGUCAAUGAGCCACGAAAAGAGCAGGAAACCGAGAAAGACCAAGCUAAGGAUGACAGGGAAGCGACAAAGCCCAAAAAGGAGGCUUUGCCUCUGCCACCGUGGUUUUCAGCGGCAUCCCGUGAUAAUCAUAAUGCAGAGUUCAUCGCCGACGAGGUUGAAUCUCGACCAGGCAGGGAAACUCGUGAUGAGAAGCACGACUCGGACGCACUUUUCGUACGGGAUGAGGCAGCAAACCACAAAUACGCUCAUCGUGGACCUGCGGGCAGAAGAGAGGUCAUAAAUAUUGAUUCCGAGUCUGAAGGGGAAGAGAGCUUACCUAUUCCGACGAAUGCUCCGACGAUACACACCACACUUACUACUGUGGAGGUGCCCGGCUCUGAGAAGUCUAUCAAUGAACUUGAAUCAACUUUAUCCAAUGGCGAUGUAGCCAACACUACUGAAAACUCUAACAUCACACGGUCCGAAUCAUCUCCCACUCCUGAGUUCGAGGAUGUUGCCAUACCGCAUACUGGCAUGCCUGACGAUGCUAUGCCUGUAGCGCAAGAUGAUUUUGAGGACGUCAUGACAACACCUGGAGGCAUAGCAGAUAAUACCAAGUUUGUCGUAGAAGAUGCACCAGAAGACUAUUCCGACCCUGAAGACGAGGAUCUAAUGCAACAACUUGCAGCUGAAGGCGAAGAACAUGUCCGGUUUGCUGCCGCACUGAAUUCUGAGACGAACACCGCAAGUGCAUUCGACUAUGAGCAGGAGCUGAAGCAAUUGCGGUUUCAGCAGAAGAAGGAUCGCCGAGAUGCCGAUGAGGUGUCGCAAGUCAUGAUCACUGAGUGCCAGCAGCUGCUGUCGCUCUUUGGCUUGCCGUACAUUACCGCGCCCAUGGAAGCUGAGGCUCAGUGUGCGGAAUUGGUUUCUUUAGGGCUCGUUGACGGCAUCAUCACUGAUGAUAGCGAUUGCUUCCUAUUCGGCGGCACACGGAUAUACAAGAAUAUGUUCAACCAGGGCAAGUUCGUCGAAUGCUACUUGUCUUCCGAUCUAGAGAAAGAAUAUGCCCUCCAUCGCAACAAGCUGAUCAGACUUGCACAUCUAUUGGGAAGCGAUUAUACGGAAGGUAUCCCCGGAAUUGGCCCUGUAACUGCAUUGGAAAUACUUACAGAAUUUACCGAUUUGGAAGAGUUCAACGAAUGGUGGACACAAGUGCAGACGGGGGUCAGUAUGAGUAACAGCGAGCAUGCUGCCUUUUACAAACGGUUCAAGAAGCAAGCCACAAAGAUAUUUUUGCCGCCAUCCUUCCCUGAUCACCGGGUAGACAUCGCUUACCUCGAGCCUGAGGUGGACUCCGACCCUUCACCUUUCCAGUGGGGCGUGCCUGACUUGCAUGGUCUACGCAGCUUCUUGAUGUCGACCGUUGGCUGGAGCCAAGAGCGGACCGAUGAGAUUCUUGUGCCUGUUAUCCGUGACAUGAAUCGCAGAGAGCAAGAAGGCACCCAGUCAAAUAUCACCAGCUUCUUUACGGGACCCCAGGGUGCGGGCGCAUUCGCUCCUCGUGUCCGUACCGGCGGCCAGAGUCGAAUGGAGAAGGCCUUCCGUCGCCUUCAACAGCAGGCUGGGACCGCAGCAGCACCCCACCCCUCUGACGGGGAGACUGUUCCCACUGCUGAUGUCUCGCCCGAGAACCAGCUCUCGUCUGCCAAAGAAGCGGGCACCAAACGGGGUGCGCGCAAAGCACGUGCUGUGGAUCCGGAGCAGGUGGCUGAUAAGGCUCAGACCACUAAGAAGAGGAAAACCCGCCGUGGGGCUAAUUAG